Messenger RNA from Eleginops maclovinus (Patagonian blennie), 1207 nucleotides. It is a transcript of the gene nanp, whose product is annotated as N-acetylneuraminic acid phosphatase. The coding region runs from base 47 to 808 and encodes 253 amino acids. Gene Ontology annotation, biological process: N-acetylneuraminate biosynthetic process; dephosphorylation. Gene Ontology annotation, molecular function: N-acylneuraminate-9-phosphatase activity. NCBI's taxonomy places the organism in Eukaryota, Metazoa, Chordata, Actinopteri, Perciformes, Eleginopidae. The transcript is spliced from 2 exons. The record is from RefSeq and is a predicted model, not a curated record.
AGAACUACAACUCCCAUAAUGCAGUGUACCCGGCAGCACUUCCGCAAUGAAGCGUGGAAUGAACAGUGUAACUGUGGCAAUGGAGGGACCAACUGUAAAGGCGAUAUUGUUUGACUUGGACAACACUCUAAUAGAAACGAGCCGUGCAGGUGCAGUGGCGAUACAAAAGACCAGUGAGCUUUUGAAGAGCACUCUGGGCCUGGAUGAUGACACCAUUAGCAGCAUCUGUGACAAGUUCAAGCAGAGGCUUUACCAAGAGAACUUCGACCCGUCAGCCGGCAGAUCCAUCGAUGAUGUGCGGGCGGGGCACUGGGAGGAGAGCCUCCAGGAAGCUGUGGGCAGCAGAUCCACACCAUCACUGGCGGCGCAGUGCUACUUCCUGUGGAAAAACAGUCGCCUGGAGCUCCUUAAUCUGUCCCCGGAAAUAUGCAACCUCUUGAAAGAGCUGCGCCGCACAUACAAGCUGCUGCUGCUCACCAACGGGGAAGCCCAGACUCAGAGAGAGAAGGUGGAGGGGACCAGGUGUGAGGAGUUCUUCGACACCAUUGUGGUCGGGGGAGAACACGCAGAGCAGAAGCCGUUCCUCUCCAUCUUCAAGCUGUGUUUUAGGAUGCUGGAGGUGGAGGCUCAGGACUGUAUUAUGGUGGGAGACUCUCUGGACACAGAUAUUCAGGGGGGGGUUAACGCCGGGGUGCGGGCUACAGUCUGGAUCAGCAGUGAUGUGGGUUCUGCUGAUGGUGCAGUGAAAGCAGACUUCACUAUCCCUACUGUGCUGGAGCUGCCUCAUAUACUGCAGCAACUGAAAUGAAGACAACUGUUGAUACAAGUUGAAGGGGUCCUGUCACUUUAAGUGGGAUUUUUAAUGAAGGUUAAAAGAUGAUUUCCUAUUUUUCAACAAGGUGGUUUUUUUCUUGUUUAAUGCAUUUUUAUACAUUUACUCAAGUGCUGUACUAGAGUACAAUUGAAAGCAAUGUACAUUACUCCAUUUAAUUAAUUUGAUAGCUAUGUUUACUGUGUUUUUUAAUGUAUGGACGAUAAUCGUGAUAUUACCGUUGACCUAUAUGGAAAUAUAAUGUUGGCAAAUGUUAGGCACUGUGGAUAUUUAUCAGGUAAUCUGGGUUUUUCUUUACUGUUCAGUGUUCUUCUUUUAUGCCAAUUCAUUUGCCAACAACAUUUAAUUCACAAUAAAUAAGAUGGUUUCAACUGA